Molecule: messenger RNA, 663 nt
Organism: Trichophyton benhamiae CBS 112371
Lineage: Eukaryota; Fungi; Ascomycota; Eurotiomycetes; Onygenales; Arthrodermataceae
Exons: 3
Coding region: 1-663 (220 amino acids)
Source: RefSeq, a predicted model, not a curated record
AUGCGAAAUCUUCAUCCAUCACCCACCACCCAUGACCGGACAAAGGCGGCUGUUUUACUGAUAACUGAUAACUGCAGUAGUUCACCUGUUCAAUUCUCCCAAGUCCUUGUCGAGUCGCUACAGUCAAGCUCAGAGACCGAUGCUUCGCGCUCCCAAUCGUUAGAGCUUCAUAUCCAAGCCCGUGUUGCUGAGGAGCUGAACCGCAUCCGUGAACGUGAGACGCAAACUCUCGCCGAUAUCGAAAAGAGAAUAGCAGCUUCAUAUCCACCUGAGGGACCCGCAGCAGCCAAAAGCAACAUUUCUGCUCUUGCUAGCCAGCCUCUAUCCCUUGAGUCACCUCGAGUCCCAUUUGCCGGUACCGAAUUCGACCGUGUUCCGGCCACCUCUGCGCCUGCAGAAAGCAAUGAUGAAGCCGCUGCAAUUAAUCCCAAGAUGAUAAGCAGCGGAAGGGUUGCUAAGGAAAUUGAGGCAUUGCGAGAAUCACUGGCCACCAGGCCUACGAUCCGAAAAUUAGACCCCGAACUUGAAACUGCAAGGGAGGGAGUUGUGAAAUGCCUGCGUGAUAACCAGAAGCGACCAUUAGACUGUUGGCAAGAGGUGGAUACUUUCAAGCGCGAAGUUGCAAGGCUAGAAAAGGAAUGGGUCCAAAAAAUGAUAAGCUGA